UAUACCAAGUCUGGCCCUUUUCAAUGCGUUGAUUGUUUCGGAUCAAGUGGAUCGGAGCUGGAGGCUGUCUUCCGCUGCCUACUAGGUACUUAGGUACUUAAGCACCCCGCCCUUUCUAAGUAUGUAACUAAUUUACCUCGCUAUCUUUCCACCCGUCAGAGACCAGCAAUAAAACAUCUUAAUCCAAUAUCAAAUCCCACUAUCAUCCUACGCUCUGAACUCCCCCUAGACAUAUCACUUAAUAACACACCCAAAACCCUUCUGGAAAGACACGAAAAUCUAUCCAUCGAAACCAUGGAGCCCUCCCCCUCCCCAGAUCGCUCCGCUCGCAACUCACCUAAUCCGUCCAGUUCAGGCACCGGAGCAGGUCUCGCGCGCAGACCCAGAAGCGGAACACCCAGUAACGAGGGUGCUACCAAUGCUGGAACUACUCCUAUCCCAGACGAUGAGCAUGGUGCGGAUUUGCCGCUGACGAUGUCUGCGUCGGUCGUCUUGACGGGUCUCCCACGUGACGCUCAUCAGGCUCUUGCGGAUGUGGAGGCUUUGGAUACGGGGAAAGUGACCGUUCGUUUCCAGCCGCUGCCCUCAGCACCUAUUCUGAAGAACAGGGUCUUCAAGAUUAGUGCUUCUCAAAAGUUCGAAACUGUGGUGAAGUUUCUUCGAAAGAAACUAGACUGCAAAGAUACCGAUUCUGUUUUCUGUUACGUGAACAGUGUCUUCGCGCCGGGGCUAGAUGAAGGCGUAGGUGGUCUCUGGAGGUGCUUCAAGACAGAUGACCAACUGAUAGUUGCAUACUCCAUGACGCCAGCGUUUGGAUGAAGCAACUUUUGGAAGAACGACUCUCGUCUGCCUCAACUCAGGUCACGCCAUCAUGCUGAUGACUUGGACAAAAAGACAAAUACUAUUUACAUAGGAUGGUGCUCCAUCAAACCAUGCCUUGUCUGCGCGAUUGAGGUCAUCGACUAAUAUUGGU
Messenger RNA from Paecilomyces variotii, 973 nucleotides. RefSeq names its product putative autophagy protein Apg12. Gene Ontology annotation, biological process: autophagy of mitochondrion; C-terminal protein lipidation; nucleophagy. Gene Ontology annotation, cellular component: phagophore assembly site membrane; Atg12-Atg5-Atg16 complex; cytoplasm. Lineage: Eukaryota; Fungi; Ascomycota; Eurotiomycetes; Eurotiales; Thermoascaceae. The coding region runs from base 295 to 819 and encodes 174 amino acids. The record is from RefSeq and is a predicted model, not a curated record. The transcript is spliced from 3 exons.